AUGAUGAAGAUUCCCGAGAAUGACUUGAGCAGUGAGACGAAGUGGGCCGACAUUGAAGCCGACGACGACUACGAUAAUGAGAAUUUAAACGUCCAACACCUCAAAGAAUUUGAAAUCGCCACAGACUCACAAGGCAUUAAAUCACUCGUCUCCUACUCACGAAACAGCCGCGGACACUCCGUUAAAAUAACGAAGCGUGUGAAGGAGAUAAGGGUGAGUAAGAGGAUUCACAAAUCGGUGUUUGAGCGGAAGAAUUUAGUGCCGUUUAACCUGACUGACGAGAACGACACCGGCUCCAGCUUCGUCUCCAACGAAGAAAUCAUCAUCGAACUCUCACGCAAUGAACGCAGACUCAAUCAAGACGAUGACUCAGAUCUUAUCUACUCACCUGUGGACGCGAAUUUUUUGAAGUUGUCGAGGGACUUGAAGUUAAAGUUUAAGAGCCUGAAAGAGGAGGAUAACGUGCCUGAGGAAGUUGAAGAGGAAGCACCCGCCAAAUACGUCCCUCCAUCACGCAAAGAAGGAGGAGAACGAAGAUCUUUCGAUGACAACACGAUACGUAUAACGAAUUUGAGUGAGGACAUAAGAGAGAAGGAUUUAACGGAGCUAUUCGGCAGAGUCGGACGCAUUCACAGAGCCUAUCUCGCCAAAUACAAGGAGACACAGAACCCGAAGGGUUUUGCGUUUGUGACGUAUGUGAAUAAGGAGGAUGCGAGGGAAGCGAUUAACAAGUUUAACCGCUGGGGAUACAACAACCUUUUACUCAACGUUGAGUGGGCUAGACCGUCCAAAGACAAGUGA
Molecule: messenger RNA, 801 nt
Organism: Theileria parva strain Muguga
Lineage: Eukaryota; Apicomplexa; Aconoidasida; Piroplasmida; Theileriidae
Gene: eif3g-a
Product: Eukaryotic translation initiation factor 3 subunit G-A
Exons: 8
Coding region: 1-801 (266 amino acids)
Cellular component (GO): eukaryotic translation initiation factor 3 complex; cytoplasm
Molecular function (GO): RNA binding; translation initiation factor activity
Source: RefSeq, a predicted model, not a curated record